AUGUCCAGAUUUGGCUACGCACGAACUGGUCGCUACGCCUGCCCACUAGCUCCGUGCGGGUGCAGCGAGCUCUUGCAUUACGCUGACCUCAAGAUUGUUGGUGUUCCUGGGCCUCCCGGGGUGAUCCGAGUGGAUGAGAUCGGGGACUCAUGGGUGAAGUUAUUAUGGACUGGAGGGUCAGAGCAUAACAGCCCCAUCCUCUCCUACACCAUCCAGACCAGACACUUCUGGUCCCUGAAUGAAGACGACUGGAAGGACGCCAAAACUUCUCCAACCUUUCUGGAUGGCCAUUCUGAGAAGGCAGAAGUCACAGAACUGUACCCCUGGAUGGAGUAUCAGUUCAGGAUCAUCGCCACCAACGAGUACGGCUCCGGGGAGUCCAGCAUCCCCUCCCUCAAGAUCAAAACCUGGGACGCUCAACCAGUGGUUUCUCCCACUGAUGUGGAGGGUUACGGAGGUAGAAAUGGUGAGAUCGUCAUCACAUGGACUCCUGUGGAGCCUUGGUAUUUCUCCGGCAAAAAGUUUGGCUACAUCGUGGCAUUCAAGCCUCACGACGCGUACGACUGGUGGUACGAGACCAUUUCGGACCCCGAGACGAGGCGGUACGUUCACAGGGACUCUUACUUCAUUCCCACAGAAGAAGAUUUCCAGGUCAGAGAGUUUCAGGUGAAGAUCAAGUCUUUCAACGCGAAAGGAGAUGGACCAUACAGCCUCACCAAGGUCAUCUACUACCCAAGAGAUGUACCGAUAGAGUCUCCAACAGAUAUCUACGCCAGGCCUGUUUCCUCCACUGAAGCUGUGGUCUGGUGGUUGCCUGUGAUGGACACUGGUACCGGCCUACAGCAGUACAUUGAGGGAUACCAGGUGAAAUACUGGAGAAAGUACGAUGAUCCGGAGCCAGGAGCACACCGUAUAUUUGUUUCAGCCUCACUGAACCAGACCCGGUUGGAGAACAUGCUGCCCGACUCUCACUACCUUAUCGAGGUCCGGGCCUUCAAUGGAGCUGGCCUCGGACCCCCUGGGGAACACUGCGAGAUGUUCACAAAGAGAGCACCCCCACCAGACCCUCCCAGGAUGUGGCGCUAUGUUACCUGGACAGGACAGUGGUUGUAUGUGUGGUGGGAACAUAUCUCGUAUGACUGGUUUGGCGAUAUUUCCUUCCCCCUUUACUACAAGGUUAUGUUCAGAAAGACAGGCUACAUCUAUGGGAAAGUCUAUAUGACUGGCUGGCACUUCAUGGACUUCCCCAUGCCUCAGAUGGGAGACUUUGAGCUGUUGGUAUGCGGACGUUAUGAAGGAGGGGAUGGCCCAGUCAGGAUGAUUAGUAUCAAGGGUGAAGCACCAACCAUCACACCCACUCUAAGCCUGGCGUCUAUGGUGCUGCUGGCGCUCGGCAUUGUGGGAUUGGAAAUUUAAGCUCUGCCUCAAGUGACAUGUGUAUAUAAUAGACUCUGGGAAGUACAUUUGAAUAGAAGGGAUCCAGUUUUCACUUCCAAACACUCUGAUAGUGGUUAAAAUCAUGUGUCAUGCAUCUGUUCUGUUGCAACAGGAAGUUGUUUUUCACCAAAAAAAGCAUUGGGUGUUGAACCCAACACGUAGUAAGGAUGUGCUUCAUCUCCUAAAUGAACACAACUGUGCUGUAUAACUGAGUAAGACUUCUGUACUGGAUGAUAUGAGAAAAUCUAAAUAAACUAUGUCUUACCCAUUUUUCAAGCCAAAACGAAUGAACCAAUAAUAUUUGUUAGAUUAUGUGAUUAAGCUCAAAAUGUGUUCAUAUAGAAAAAAGCAUCCAGGAUCCAGAUGUUGAAACUGGAAAGCGGUGCCAAGGUAGAAUUUAACACAUCCAUUUCUCACAGGGUCAAGCAAUGAAAAGCGCUGUAUGAUAAUCACUGCAUUUGGAAUGAGCAGAGAAUAAUGUGUGACUGUGUUUAGAUUUUAUGUAAUUCACCCUUUUUUGUAGCACAUACAAUAUCACAUAUUUUAAACAAACUUAUUCUUCAUAAUCUCUUUUGUUCAUCUCUUAAGUACAUUUUUUUCUACAGGCUCCAUGGUGCUGUAUUACAGAUACAUAAGAUGCUUGCUAAAUUGUUCAUUUAAAUCUCCAUCCUCACUAGUGUCAUAUGCAUAGACAAUUUAAGAGUUAUGAGUUCUCGCUGCAACAAUGAAAGCCAUAUCACUUUGAAUGAAGCCAGGGUUGGAAGAAAUAUCCGUAUAUCACAUAUAUGUAUAUGCUAAGUUCCUUUAUGUCAGGCUGCAAAACCAUUAAACAGAGUAUAACAAUCUG
Molecule: messenger RNA, 2284 nt
Organism: Notothenia coriiceps (black rockcod)
Lineage: Eukaryota; Metazoa; Chordata; Actinopteri; Perciformes; Nototheniidae
Product: contactin-1-like
Exons: 10
Coding region: 1-1416 (471 amino acids)
Biological process (GO): cell-cell adhesion
Molecular function (GO): protein binding
Source: RefSeq, a predicted model, not a curated record